AACUCUUUCUUCACCUGCUACAUCACUCGCAGCACAGCAGAAUCCUCUCGAUAAAUCCAUGGCUCUACGAUCUCUGGUCACCCGAAAGAACCUCUCAUCGGCCUUCAAGGCCGCCACUGGGCUAGGGCAACUGCGGGGAUUGCAGACCUUUUCUCUCCCCGAUCUCCCUUACGACUAUGGCGCCCUGGAGCCUGCGAUUAGCGGCGAGAUAAUGCAGCUCCAUCACCAGAAACAUCACCAGACUUAUAUUACUAACUACAACAAGGCUCUUGAGCAACUCAACGAUGCUAUGGAGAAGGGCGAUUCUGCAACCGUUGUCAAGUUGCAGAGCGCCAUCAAGUUCAACGGUGGAGGUCAUGUCAAUCACUCCAUUUUCUGGAAGAAUCUUUCCCCUGUCCGUGAAGGAGGUGGUGAACCCCCACAUGGUUCCCUUGGUUGGGCUAUUGAUGCAGAUUUUGGCUCUUUGGAAAAGUUGAUACAAAAAAUGAAUGCAGAAGGUGCUGCAGUGCAAGGAUCUGGAUGGGUGUGGCUUGCCGUGGACAAAGAAUUGAAGAAGCUUGUGGUUGAGACCACUGCAAACCAGGAUCCAUUGGUAACUAAAGGACCAACUUUAGUUCCUUUGCUUGGCAUUGAUGUUUGGGAGCAUGCAUACUACUUACAGUACAAAAAUGUCAGACCAGACUAUUUGAAGAACAUAUGGAAGGUAAUGAAUUGGAAGUAUGCAAGUGAAGUGUAUGCCAAAGAAUGCCCUUCAUCUUAGAGGGAUCUCCAUCCUAAGAUGGAAGUGGCUUUUUAUGCCAGGUUUAGAGAUGGAAUAAAAUAAAAUGAUGUGUUACUGUAGAAUAUGAAGGCCUUCUCUUUUCCCUUGUUAGCCUUUGUUGCAAUGACUGUUUGCUGGUAUAUCCAGAGGCAAACCAGGACAUUGUUGUGUUUUUGCACAUUUUGGUUCCGUGUUGGUUCCAUCAUCGGACAUUCAAUCCUCCUUUUUAA
This is a messenger RNA of Manihot esculenta (cassava), 990 nucleotides long. RefSeq names its product superoxide dismutase [Mn], mitochondrial. The record is from RefSeq and is a predicted model, not a curated record. Bases 59 to 760 code for a protein of 233 amino acids. Lineage: Eukaryota; Viridiplantae; Streptophyta; Magnoliopsida; Malpighiales; Euphorbiaceae. The transcript is spliced from 6 exons. Gene Ontology annotation, molecular function: superoxide dismutase activity; metal ion binding. Gene Ontology annotation, biological process: superoxide metabolic process. Gene Ontology annotation, cellular component: mitochondrion.